CCAAACAGUCAUUUCCGCCUCGAGUCUGCCGGGGGUGUAAAGUAUCCCAGAAAGCAUCUGUGGCAAGAGCUGAACACGCAAAAGAGGAAACCAUGGAGAAAGAGGAAGAGAGGAGGCGAUGAGAAGCACAGGGACAUUAAGAACUUGUCAGGAUGAAGAAGCACGCCGUGUCUCUAACUGUCUGGUUUGCUCAGGUUUUAACUCUCUGCGCUCUUCAUGAAAACCACACAGACCUUCUGACCAGACAUGAGCUGGACGUCUCCACAACAACCUCACAACCAAGAAAAUUCACGACAAACCAAGACGUCAGUACAAAAACAGCAACGAUGACCACAGUUACGUCAGCAGAGGAACUGCUGUCAGAUGGGAUGAGAUGGGAGCUGAGCGCCUUUACGAGCUCGCUGGAGGAUGGCAGAAGAAACAACACCAUCAGCACCUCUGACCACAACAUCAUGAGUCUCACAGAGACGACCGUCUCUACAAACAGCACAAGUGUCAUGACUGAAGAAACAGAAACAGGAACCAGCCCUGAAAGCAAGAGUAUAAACAUACAGGACAUGACUGAGAUCACAACAUCCAAAACAUCCGUCCAGCUGGACCAUGAUGUCCAAACAACAACAUCUGCAAGUUGGACAGAAGAUAGAACAAGUGAUACUGAUGAAGCAAACACCACCGGUGGGGAGGUGCCUCUGAUUUACUCAACACACCAAACUGAUGUAACACAAUCUAGAGGAAGUUAUGACACAACAGACAAAAGUCCAGCUCCAUCUACAGCAGGAACCUUUCUGGAGAUACUUUCUACAAAACAAACACCUACAGAUGUCACCAUGAACACUGCCACACCUGCAGGAACAUCCGGACAUAUCAACAUAACAGCAAAGCAGGUCCAUUCUACACAAGUAAUCAGCGAUUUCACAGACAAAACAGAGGAACCCCUGGUGUCUAAUAUGGACUGGAAAACAGAGGAGAACACAGAAGAUCUCACAACAACUCCAGGAAACAUGUGCAAUAACACAACAUGUACAACUGGGAGAGAUGAAGCAUGGCCCAUAAACUCAGAAGACAUCAGGAGUAGCAACAAAACCUUGCUCAGAAACAUCUCCACAUCAGAGACAGAGACACCUGCAGGAACAUCAGGAACAAUCAAUACAACAGCAACACCAGGUCAUUCUACACAAGUCCCAAGCAGACAACACCCCACAGAGGAGAGUUACUCCACAGAGAACACAGAGGAACCCCUGGUGUCUACUACUAAGAUGAUGGACUGGAAAACGCAGGAGAACACAGAAGAUCUCACAACAACUCAAGUGACUGUGUAUGAUGACAUGACAAAUACAACUUGGAGAGCUGGAGCAUGGCCUACAAACACUCAGGACACCUGGAGCACCAACAGCACCAUGCUCAAGAACAUCUCCAUAUCAGAGACAGAGACACCACUCUGGACAAACUGCCUCAGCCACGGUUCGUCAUCUCGGUCUCGACGGGUCUCGAACCUGGUCUGUUUCAUCACACUGUGGACUCUCGGGAUGGUAGCAUCCAUCUUCCUGGGCCUCACCGUGUUCCUGUGGGUGCGUCUGUCUAUCGUAAGAAAGAGGGCAAGUGGACGAGGAUGGAGGGACAGAACAGCAAAGGAGAAAGAGAGCCUGUGGGCGGAGCCAGACUCGUCCAACAAGGAGAGAGUGGAGUUCUGGUAUGCCAAAGGAGCCACGGCGGAGGAGGACAAGAGAAGAAACAGAGCAAGGCGAGUGAGGACGAGGAAGGAUGAAGAGGAGGACAUGGACAUGUGGAUUCAGCCAAAGGUGACGAUGAAGGACAUAACAGAGUUUUGGUACGCAAAUGGGAGAGUGAGAAACGACGAGGAGUCACAAUGUGAAGCCAACGAGGAAUGAGAGAGCCCGAGAGAGAGACCGAGAGAGAGAGAGAGUGCGAGAGAGACCGAGAGAGAGAGAGAGAGAGACAGAGAGAGACAGAGAGAGAGAGAGAGAGAGAGAGAGAGAGAGAGAGAGAGAGAGAGAGAGAGGUGGAGGAGUCUGUGUCCAACAGAACGGCCUAGUCCCUAUUUCCUACAAACACCAGAGUGCAUUAUGGGUCAUGGCUCCACUCUCUAGAUGAUUUGAUUUGCAGUGCAUUGUGGGACUUUAUAAACACUGGGGUUUUAUCAGUCUGUUCUCAUGUUCGGCUCCAAACAAUCACACAAACAAAAUAGUGAACUAUAUAGUGAACAGGGAGCAGUAAUACACACACAUAAACACACACUCACACACACACAUAAACAUACAUAAACACACACACACACUCACACACACACAUAAACACACAUAAACACACACACACAUAAACACACAUUAACACACACACUCACACACACACACAUAAACACACACAUAAACACACAAACACACACACACAUAAACACACAUUAACACACACACAAACACACACACAUAAAGACACAAACACACACACACAUAAACACACACACACUCACACACACAAACACACACACAUAUAAACACACAAACACACACAUAAACACACACACACACACAAACACACAUUAACACACACACACAAACACACAUAAACACACACACACAGACACACACACACACACACAUAAACACACACAUAUAAACACACAAACACACACACACAUAAACACACAUAAACACACACUCACACACACACAUAAACACACAUAAACACACACUCACACACACACAUAAACACACACACAUAAACACACACACACAUAAACACACAUAAACACACACUCACACACACACAUAAACACACACACACUCACACACACACACACAUAAACACACACACAUAAACACACAUAAACACACACACAUAAACACACAAACACACACACACAUAAACACACAUAAACACACACACACACAAACACACACACAUAAACACACAUAAACACACACACACUCACAAACACAUAAACACACACACAUAAACACACAUUAACACACACACACAUAAACACACAUAAACACACACACAAACACACACACAUAAACACACAUAAACACACAAAGACACACAAACACAAACACACACACACACACACAUAUAAACACACAAACACACACACAAACACAUAAACACACACACACACACAAACACAAACACUCACACACAAACACACAUUAACACACACACACUCACACACACAUAAACACACAUAAACACACACACAAACACACACACACAUAAACACACACACACAGCUACAGUUGCCUCCUAAAUGGAAUUCUGGUGUUUGGUUUAAUAAACUGUAUGUAAAUAACAGUGUGUUUUAUAUUAUUCUGUCCACAACACAUGACAGGAACAAACCUGUCAAUCAUCAGAGUAUCAUCAUCUUUCUUUCUCUUCUUGAUGACUCGUCUCACACACACACACAGCUUUGAGAAACAUGAUGGACUUCUGAAGGUUCUGAUCUUUUUUCAUCAGAAUCCACUGCCACACAUUUCUGCUCCAACAUGCUUUAAAAACCGUUAUUAACAAAUCUACACUCAGUGCUAUGCAGCUAAUUUGCAUAAAGUAGUCUGUAGUGUUGUGUUGAUGAUGUCACUAUGUGACUGUUGCACUUUAACCUUUUACUGGAUGUGUAACAAACAUUACUGACCCUCAAGCCUUAACUUUGUGCUCACAACGUUAAACCAUCAUGCUUUUCUUUUCAGAAGCAGCCGAUAUCACCAGGUUCCACAUCUGAGGGCCUGAUGGAGGAGACCGGUGCUUCCCCUCUCCUCUGUUCUUUUUCUGUGUAAACUCAAUAGACGAAUCUGUAAAAAAUCCCAGUUUCAGACCAGUCAUCUGGAACUAACCACCAUUUCACAGUCUGGUGUCUGAUGUUGUCAUAUUUGUGCCACCUGAUUGGCUGAUUAGAUAAUAAUAUGACAGAGUGGAUGUGUAAAGGGUUCCUAAUAAAUUGGCCAGCGUGUGUAUAUUACAGUAAA
This is a messenger RNA of Tachysurus vachellii, 3977 nucleotides long. RefSeq names its product mucin-2. The transcript is spliced from 2 exons. Lineage: Eukaryota; Metazoa; Chordata; Actinopteri; Siluriformes; Bagridae. The record is from RefSeq and is a predicted model, not a curated record. Bases 153 to 1889 code for a protein of 578 amino acids.